UAUUUAGUAGUUUAUUCCCUCCGCAUUCACAAAUGUAGCAAUGUUGCAGGGCUCGCUGCCAGAAUCCAUCGCGUCGGGGCUAGUAUAUAAAGUGGCCAGUUUGGCUAUCAGGCAUCACACACCACAGUGAGCCAUACACAUCUAAACAUGUUCGCCAAGCUGAUCCUCGCCCUCGCCGCCUUCGUGGCCGCCGCCCAGGCCGGACUCGUGCCCGCCGCCGUCGCCUACACGGCCACCCCUCAGGCCAUCUCUCCGUUCAGCUACUCCGCCAACCUGGUGCAGCGCAACCUUGCCGCCCCCUUUGCCUACGCUGCCCACCCCCUCGCCUACUCCGCUCCCCUCGCCUAUGCUGCCCACCCCGCUGCCCCCAUCGCCUACUCGGCUCCCCUGCACGCCCCCCUGCUCUUCAAAUGAACACUAUGAUUGCCGCCGCAAUGACUGUUUUGUAAAAUACAUGGUUGAAAAUUAAAUUAUAAUUUUGCACUAAAA
Molecule: messenger RNA, 489 nt
Organism: Cloeon dipterum
Lineage: Eukaryota; Metazoa; Arthropoda; Insecta; Ephemeroptera; Baetidae
Product: cuticle protein 38-like
Exons: 2
Coding region: 148-414 (88 amino acids)
Source: RefSeq, a predicted model, not a curated record